Molecule: messenger RNA, 1161 nt
Organism: Baudoinia panamericana UAMH 10762
Lineage: Eukaryota; Fungi; Ascomycota; Dothideomycetes; Mycosphaerellales; Teratosphaeriaceae
Exons: 8
Coding region: 1-1161 (386 amino acids)
Molecular function (GO): peroxidase activity
Source: RefSeq, a predicted model, not a curated record
AUGAAGCGACAAAGCUCUUCACCCCAAGGCUCGGGAGUUGGCUUGUUGCCACUCGUACCUCCGCCGUUUGAUGCUUCUGCCCAACUCAUUGACGUUUCCGGCAAGCAUGCUUUCACGCCGCCUUCGGCCUCCGACGCUCGUGGCCAAUGCCCUGGACUGAAUGCACUCGCCAAUCACAAUUACCUACCGCACAAUGGCGUAGCGACCAUCGCGCAGUUCGUCGACGCUACGACGAAAGUUUUCGGCAUGGGUGUGGAUCUGGCGACCUUUCUUAGCACAUAUGGCGCCGUCCUUGAUGGGAACGGUCUAUCGUGGUCCAUCAAGGGAGGCGAACACGUCGGCAUCGGGGGGAGCCACGGCAACUACGAGACCGACUCUUCUCCGCUCAAGUCGGACCUUUUCCAAUAUGGCACAAAUCAAAAGCUCGUUAUGUCGCAGUUCAACAAACUUUACGGCAUGCAACCAGAUGCGUCGACUGCGAACUACAAUCUCGAUGUGCUGCGCACAUUCAGGAACGAUCGCUUCACCGAAAGCAUUGAGAAGAAUCCGUUGUUCGUGUACGGGCCGUUCGAAGGCAUGGCGGUAUCACAAGCCGCAUUCACCUUCAUCUACCGCUUCAUGGCCAACCAUUCUGCCGAGUAUCCGGAAGGUGUUCUCAACAAAGACGUGCUAAAGUCUUUCAUGUCGAUCUCCGGGCCAGAAAAUAACCUCGUCUGGACACCUGGUUACGAACAGAUUCCCGCAAACUGGUACAGGCGUAGCGAACUCGAUGCAUACACCAUACCUUACUUCGAGACUGACAUUCUCUACUUCACCGAGUCAAACCCGCAGCUCUCCCUCGUCGGCUGCAACGAGGGUACGGUCAAUAGCUACCAGAACAUCGACGCUGGCACACUGAGCAACGGCGCGUAUAGUGCCCAGGAUGCCGCUGCGAACCCUCUCUGUUUCGCCUUGGAAUUUGCCCAGCUGGAGUUGCCAGGCUUAACCGGCUUGGCAUCUACUCUUCUGUCGCCAUUGCUGAGCGCGCUGAACAGUGCAACCUCUGCGCUCAAGUGCAAGCCGAUCGUGAGUGUGAACAACUCACCGCUCGCGCUGUGUCCCGGAUACAGCUUGUAUGGAGGCCCCACAGCUCCAGUCGCACCUGGCGCAAUCCAAUCGUGA